Orbicella faveolata is the source of this 14881-nucleotide messenger RNA. RefSeq names its product axonemal central pair apparatus protein HYDIN-like. NCBI's taxonomy places the organism in Eukaryota, Metazoa, Cnidaria, Anthozoa, Scleractinia, Merulinidae. The record is from RefSeq and is a predicted model, not a curated record. Gene Ontology annotation, biological process: cilium movement; axonemal central apparatus assembly. Gene Ontology annotation, cellular component: axoneme.
GCAGUGCAAUGUUUUUGUGAUAUAGAUCGUACAAAAAUUGCACAAAUUCUGGAAAGUGAACGUAUUUUAAAUCGGUAAUGAUACAUCAAAGGAAGGAAAAGUUAUCCAUUGAACGGAAAAUUUUGUCACAAUAAUGCCUCAAGGAAAGCUUCGUGGAGGAGGGCUUCGCGGAGAAGUUCAAUCCACUGUACGAGAGAGCUAUGGAGGCAAAGCAGUUUCUUCUAACUUCAAAAGCCGUGUUGUUCAUCCAAGAAAUCCUAAACUUGUGAAAGGAAGUCCUGAAGAUGACAAGCAAGCACCAUCUGCUUACAUGGCUGAAAUGCAGCUCACCACAGAUGAAAGAUUAAAGCUCACAUACGAGAUGAGGGUGCCUCAGAUCAUUGAAUUACUGGACAUGUCAGAACAGACUCUUCAGAAGUUCACCACCAUGGAUAUAGAGGAGCCUUUGUUUCAACCAUUUCCAUCUGAUAUUGUGUUCCAAAAUUUCAACCCAUUUGAGACGUACCAGGUUCCUUUACAACUGAGGAAUAAUGACAAGAUUGCUCGUCUGGUCAAGGUGACUCAGACUGAUUCUCCAUACUUCAAGAUCAGUAGUCCACAUGAUGUAGGACACAAAGUGGCUCCUGGAAUGGACACCACCUUCAUUAUACAGUUUACUCCUGAUGAGAAAAAGGACUACACCCAUGAACUCAUUUGCAUCACUGAAAGAGAAAAAUUCCUAGUACCAGUUAAGGCAGUUGGAGCCAGGGCCAUCCUUGAUUUUCCUGAUGAGAUCAACUUUGGUACAUGUCCAGUCAAGGUUAAACAUUUUGAUUGCUUUAUUUUUGUUAUAUUGAUAUUAAUAUUAUUGCUUCGUGGAGGAGGGCUUCGCGGAGAAGUUCAAUCCACUGUACGAGAGAGCUAUGGAGGCAAAGCAGUUUCUUCUAACUUCAAAAGCCGUGUUGUUCAUCCAAGAAAUCCUAAACUUGUGAAAGGAAGUCCUGAAGAUGACAAGGUAAAUGCUAAUCUUAGAGCGCUGUUGGGAAUUUUGUCGUGGUAUGAUGGAAGAAAGCUUCGUGGAGGAGGGCUUCGCGGAGAAGUUCAAUCCACUGUACGAGAGAGCUAUGGAGGCAAAGCAGUUUCUUCUAACUUCAAAAGCCGUGUUGUUCAUCCAAGAAAUCCUAAACUUGUGAAAGGAAGUCCUGAAGAUGACAAGCAAGCACCAUCUGCUUACAUGGCUGAAAUGCAGCUCACCACAGAUGAAAGAUUAAAGCUCACAUACGAGAUGAGGGUGCCUCAGAUCAUUGAAUUACUGGACAUGUCAGAACAGACUCUUCAGAAGCUGUAUGAUCAAGCCGCAGUUGCCGAGAUUGUCCUCCACAACACCGGCAAAGUGGGCUUCAAUAUGUCAGUUACUAUUUCAAACAGAAGUGAUAUAAUCGUCCAGUACAAGUGGACAAAGUUUGCAACACUCAGAGAAGAACUACAACAUAAAGACAGAUUUUAUAUGGACCUUGAAAGUGAGGAAAAUGCUGAAAAAGAUGAGUUCUUUGAAGAAUGCCUCAGUGAUCCAACUCUCAGAGAUCAAAUGUCAAUCUUGACUAGAAAAUUUAAAAACAAAAUGCAGGUUGUGAAUGAUGAUAAGAUGCUCUAUGCAGACUCAAUAGUCACCAUUGACCCAGUGCUACCUGAGAAGAGAAUUUGUGACAGAUUCCCAGUGACACUGAUUGUGAGUGUUUUUUUCUUUAGUUAUGCCAGAACUAUCUAUUGUGAUGUGACAGGAAGAGAAUCAAGGCUGCCCUUGAGAAUCAGAGGGGAUGGCACUGGCCCACAAGUGCAUUUCUCUUUGGACACAUUAGAUAUUGGCAAUGUGUUCCUGAAUUCUCAGCAUUCAUAUGAGGUAAACAGUAAUUUCCCAUCUCCUUUUUGCUGUAAAAGAGCUAUAAGUCAUCCAAUUAUAACAUACAUACAGAGCUAUAAUAUGUUUAAUGCUGCAAUUUCCACCACACUUCAACUUGCAGGUUUUGUGAAUACUCGGUACUGCACUCUGGUGAAUACUUCCCUAAUCCCCAUGACAUUCAACUUGCGUGUACCAGCUGAAGGCUGGGCCAGUGAGGAAAUGCACAGUCGUGACAAUAGCCUGAUUGACAGUAACCUCAGUGAUGUUGGUAGCACCAGCAUGCCUUCUCCAAGGGAGUUUGAUAUUUCCCCGUCAACUGGCACUAUUGCUCCUCAAGGAGAGCUGGAUGUAAAGGUGGACUUUGUGUCAACCACUGUCAAAAAGUAUGAAAUUGCUUUGGUGGUGGAUGUGGAUGGAGUUGGAGAAGAGAUUCUAUCACUUCCAAUAAUAGCCAAGUGUGUUGUCCCACCCAUUACUGUCUCUACACCAAUCUUGGAUUAUGGACGCUGCUUCCUCCAUCACCCUUAUGAGUUAUUAGUCGAUCUGCUCAAUGAGUCUGAUCUUCCUGCCAAAUAUGAGUUGCUGUCACAGGUUGUUGAAGAUGUGACACCAAUCUUGUAUUCAAGUCCUGAACCAAAGGGAAUAAUCCAGCCUCAUUCAUUCAAGAAGGUACCUCUUCAUAUAACAGCAGAGUGCCUGGAGGAAGUUACCACAAUGGCUUAUUUUAUGAUCUUUGGUAGCAGUGAUGCACCAUUGGGAGUCCAGAUUCAGUGUGUUGGUGAGGGACCUGUGGUACAUGUGACUCCCAGCCAUGUUAAUUACGGCACCAUCCCAGUCCUAACAGAUAUCUCCAAGAUUGUACAACUUUCCAACGAGUCUCUCAUUCCAGCCCAAUUUUCUUGCUCUAUGGUGCGUCCAAAUUCUCUGUUUUCUGUUGAACCAGCCCAGGGUGUUAUUUCUCCUGAGAAUGCAUUGAAACUUAAAGUGACAGCAAAUGUGGAUGAUACUGUCAAAUUCCAGGACAAGUUGUCAAUUAACAUCAGUGACAGUCAGAUCCAAACAGUCAGCCUCAUGGCAUAUGGCUCUGGAACCACCAUUGUCAGUGACCCUCCUUUAGCCCCGGCUGUCAAACUGGGUCCUCAGUUCAGUUGCCAGCCGGUAAAGAGGUGGUUUACCCUGACGAACAGUGGGCGUAGGCCUCAGCAGAUCUAUUGGACAACUGAAGGUUUCCUGCCAUACAGGACCAAAAAGAAAACUGAAUAUAACCCAGAUGACAUGAGAUUCCAGCUGCUGUCUUUUUCUCAGAGAGAUGUCAACUUCUGUGUCAUGAAGUAUCCAGAGAGUACGCUUGAAGUGGAGACCAAACAAGUUAUGAUGCACAAUGUGUCGUCACUCCCCCUCACAGUUGUGUUAGAGGCUACUUAUCCCUUUCAACUGCUUGUAGAGGAUCCACGUUGGGCGCCUGUCAAUGUCAAAUCUUCUCAAUCGGAGGUGUCACUCGGUGUUGGUGAGAAUAUUCCUGUAUUGAUCCAGUUUGAUCCCUCCUACAAAGAAGACUUUGUGACCAGAAUGUACGGAUUUAUCUUUAAAGUUGUAUUACAAUGUUUUGUUACCUUUUUACAGGACUUCGUGAAUCUGAAAGGAGAAGUGUUUUUCCCUAACCUUACAUUUGAGAUGGAGAAGGUUGACUUUGGUUGUAUUCUGAACGAUACAGAAGUGACGCAGGUGGUAACAGUCACCAAUCACAGCCCCAUGGACGUCAAGUACCGGUGGAGCUUCAUUGACUCUGCUAUACAGUUCGAAAACAAAGAGGAAGAUGAAGGAAUUGGAGGUGAGGUUGAUGAUGACAGCCAACCAGAAGACGGCAAAGAAGGAGAAGAACAAGAAGUGCAAGAAACUGACAGCGUGACCAUUGAAGUACCUGAUCAUUCUGGGUCGCCGCCUCAGCCCGCAGAAAAUGCCACCGCAUCAUCACAGGGAAGCAGACCUUCCACUACUGAGGAGCAAAGGCAACAGGAGCCAAGCCCAGCCAAUCAGCUGGCAGUACCUUGGGGACAGAGUGGAUUGAUGGGUAUUGGAAUUGAUGAGAUUUUUGACAUUCUGCCGUUGUACAGCACCCUUCACCCACACGAGAGCCAGAAAAUACAGUUCACCUUUUAUGGUCAUGCCAACAUUAGUUCCCAGGCCGUUGCUCGCUGUUCUGUCCACGGAGGGCCUGAUUAUGAUAUUGAGCUGCUGGGUCAGGCUUCCUUGGUGCAGUACUUCUUUGAUCGACAGGUCGUCGAUUAUGGCAAGCAGGUAGAUUGUGGUCAUUUGUUUAUCUUAGUUAGCCUGCAUAACCGGCGGAGGGANUGUGCGUUCAGAGCUCUUGCAGAUUCUGUUGGUGAUCUCGGGGUUCAGAUGGAAAUUGAAAGACUGCUGGUGAAGCAGUUCGCCUUGGAACAGCAGGAGUUAACAAGAACCACCUCCCUAGUGCAGACCUCUGGCUCUCACCGAACGGCAGCGAAGAAACAGCGACCCAAGGCUCAACUGAUCAGUUACAUCCUGGACUUUGGUUACGUGGUUUAUGGCACAGUUCGCUCACACGUGGUCCGAGUUACCAAUAAUGGCUACUUCCCAGCAUCAUUUGCUCCCGAGAGGGCGGCCUUAUCAGGCAGCGGAUUUGGAGUAGAACUGGACCGAGUGCGCAAUCUCCCUGGUGAACCCGAUAAUGAAAGCGUUGAGUUCAUGGUGACCUUUGACCCUAGAGCGGCUGGUCUUCCCAUGGGACCUGUUGAUGUGCACGUGCCUUUUCACGUGCUAAGCGGGCCAUCAUUUGGAUUGAGGAUCAAGGCUGUAGUGACUAUGCCAGACAUGGGCGUGUCAACAGACUCGUUAGACUUUGGUGUGGUGGAGUGUGGUAACAGCAAGGUCAUGACCAUACAGCUGCAUAACAACCAACAAGUCAGGUGUGACUGGUCAUCUGAGCCUCCAGAAGAAAAGAAGAAAAAGUCUGACAAGAUGAUUCCACUUCACCUCCGCAAGAAGCUGCGUACGGAAAAACCCAAACCGAAACACUUUGAGGUCAUGCCGCCCAUCGGCUCACUGAUGCCUGGUCAGCGGAUUAAUGUUCAAGUCAAGUUUAUGCCCACAGAAGAGGUGAGAGGCUGUUUUUUUUUUGGCGGGAAAUUAGAUGUACAGUUGCAGAUGCUUCGCACAAUGAAAGGCUAUGAUGAAUACAACACCAUCUUACUUCCGCCGCGUCUACCAGGAGACAAGCUUCCUCAAGAAGUGAUCGACGCCUUCAAUGAGCAGCAGAGAAAGAAGGAAGCGGAGGAGAAAGAGAAGGCGGCAGCUGCAACAGUCCAGGUAGCGCAAGAAGGAGGAGAAGGUACGGCCCCUCCUGUCAUUGCUACAGUGCCACCUUCUACCUCAGGGGCACGGGAUGCCGGCAAGGCUGGAAGUGAUGUUGGUGAGGGAGUGAAGGAUGACAGCAGUAGUCUUGGUGUCGGCGAACUGGAAAUCACUCCCGUCUCUGCCGCCAUUGCACGGUACCUUGGUAUUGACUUGACAGCUGAGGGGAGGGCGGCCCGUAAUAGACGUGGUAUUGCUUUAGUCGUACACGGUGCACCCUUGUCUGGUAAGACGGCCACCGCUGUAUCUCUGGCUAAGAUGUACGGAGCAGCUCUUUUGACCAUUGAUGGUGUGGUUAUAGAGGCGAUAUCUAGUGGAAACACUUCUGCUGCUCAAAGAGCCAAGGAGUUAUGUGCUUCCGCAGCGCGAGCAGCCAAAGAAGCCGAACAGACGGCUGAAUUGCAGCCGAACCAACCAACAAUAGGACUGAGUGUGGAGGCUGUAGCUGCCCUAGGUGCUGCCAGUGGACCAGCAGCUUCCACUGCAGGAUCGGUCACCGGAGCACAGUCAUUCCUGGGUAAGGAUCGCAAAACUUCCACCAUAGCUGGUGGAGGUCUCCGUGGAGGAGGAGCUGGCAAGAACAUUCCUCAACUCCAGCAGUCGCCGCCUGGUACUCCACCUCAAGCUGCGCCUCUCGGCCGGAAGCUGAGUGUCAGUGCUAGUGUGGCUGGUGAAGAUGGACUGUACAGCUGCCUACUUCCUGAGGACUUGCUUGUUGAACUGCUCGCAGAGAGGUUUCAGUUGAGUGACUGUCAAAGAGGAAUUGUAGUGGAUGGUCUGGAAUCACUGUUCAGUCCCAACAUGAUGGGUUCAGCCAAUGCUGUUCUCCGAGCCUUUAACAACCGGAAGUACAUCUUUUUCUUGACGUUGAUGUUAGAUCAGGCCAAGCUGAAGGCUGUGGAAGAAAAGAAGAAAGAAGAACAAGCCAAGCUUGAGAAACAAAAGGAAGAAGAGGAGAAGCGGCGCCUGGAAGAGAUGUCUGAAGAUGAGUACGAUGCGCUGACUGAAGAAGAGAAGGCUGAGGUGGACAGGAAACACUUGGAGCAGAAGAAAGAGAGAAGAAAACGAGAACUAGAGAGACAGGAGAGGGAGAAGAAAGAGAGAGAACUGCAGGCUUUGAUGGAGGAGAAGCGACUUGAGGAAGAGCGUGGUAACCAAAAAGGCAAACGCCGCGGUACCCAGCAAGUGGGAGGGCCUGGUGCCAAGAAAGGCCACGAUCCGAAAGAAAAGAAACCCGAGAAAAGCAGCGACAAACUGACACCGAGUCGAACCGCUGGACUGGCGUCACAAGCACAGCCCUUCGACACGCGCACCGGCGCCCCGUCAGUGAUUUCCGAGCGCUCCGACAGCAGCGAUGUUACCGACGAGAGGAAACGACUGAACAUCGCUAAGGUGCAGAAACAUCGUCAAUCUUCGGCUAUAUUACAUCCGCCGAUGAUUGCUCAAGUGGAGGAAGCGAAGCCGCCGUCAGAGGAGGAAGAGCGAGAGAAGGAACUGGCUAAAAAGUUCAAUGCUUUCGAAACCAGUCUUCGAGAUAUUGACGGUUUGCUACAAAACUGGGAUCGUACAACAGGUACUGUGGUUCGUGCGGACACUCCAAAGUCUGAAAAUUUUGAUGACACUCUUCCUGCGCCUGGAUCAACCAGACGAACUCGGGAUAAAAAGGACAAAGAAAAAGAACUUAGAGAACGAGAGAAAGAGAGGGAAAAGGAAAAAGCAAAAGAGAUGUCUGAUUCGCCGAUGUCAGCGGUCAGCGGUGAUCAUGAUGAUGACGAAGAUGGCAGUAAAAAGGACGGGGUGGGGGUGCCUCAGCUUAUUGUUGACACAGGGAGCCCCACAGAGUCACAAGCUGUGCAGACCCUGGCCAAAGGAAUUCUGCCCACUGCUGAAGAGGUGAUGGACGGCCUGGGUCUGGGCCCGCACGGUCCUCCCAUCCCACCCCCGGCCACCUUUGCUGUAGUACCGUAUCCUGUGCGGAGACGCCCGCCCCUGGGAGUAGAUCCGCCCUCCCAUUAUGUCUUCGUCGCUUCGAGUCCGGGUGAUCCAAAUGCCCCACAAGAGGACAAGAGUAAAGAAGCUGAACCAGAGGUGGAAAAGACGCCCGAAAAACCACCGGAACAUGGGCGUAAAGGUCGUAAAGACAAAGAUGACAGAGAAGGAGGUACAAAGUCCAGGAAGGAGAGGGGGAGCUCUGCUAGGAAGGGAAAAGCAGCACACGGAGCCCCCUCACCACCCCCUAGUAUUACCCCAGCAGAAGAGGACAAAAGUGAAAGUACCCUGGCGCCCAGUACCCCUCAACUCAUCAAUCACCGUUGGGUUAUUCCCGCCAAUGACACGGUCACAUUGCGUGUUCGUUUCCGGUCAGAGGAACUUGGUCAGUUCGAUCAGACACUGAACUUUGAGAUCAUGGGUACGCGCCGUCGCUAUCAGCUGUUUUGCCGCGGCGUGUGUGCUUUUCCCGCCAUUAGUCGCGAGCCGCGUGUGGUGUUCCCGCACCGCCGGAAGUACCGCAAACCGGAAGAGAUUGUGCACAAGAAGUACGUGCUGAGUAACGAGACCUUUGAAUUUGGACCGCUGCUUUGUGGAAAGACUCGAGAUCGGUACAAGGAAGGCAAGUAUCCCGAGAACAUGGAGAAGAUCGUGGUUUGUAACACUUCUCCAUUGGAGGCGGAUGUCAGCUUCUGUUUCCAGCAGGACAGUACUGCAGCUACCUUCAUCCUUGAUCCUCCCAGCAUGAAACUGAAGCCAGGCGAGAGCCAGGAUCUCGCACUAUGGGCGUAUCCGAAGACACCAGGCUUCUUUGAAGACGCAGUUGUGUGCUGUAUCCGCGAGAACCCUGAGCCUGUAGUGUUUAAAAUCUCUUGUCAUGGUGUUCGACCGGAGCUGGAGUUGGACCGAAGGCAGUUACAGUUUGACAGAGUUUUACUACACAGGAAAGACACAAAGAUGAUUUUCCUGCGUAACAGCACACUGUUGCCUGUGGCGUGGAGAGUGAAUGGAAUGGACAACCUCGGAGAUGACUUCUCGCUGACCACUGAACAUGGCGUUAUCGAUGCCAAGUCAGAGUUUGCUCUUCAGAUGCACUUCAGAGCUGUACGGCCGACUAACGUUAAAAAGAUCGUGAGGCUGGAGGUGUCGGAUGUGGAACAGAUCAUGGGUCUUGUGCAAGCAGAGAACAUUCAAGUUCACGCCGAGUCUUACGACGUGGCUUUGGACAUGAGCUUCCCUAAAGGUGCCGAUGGUGGUCUGGACUUUGGAGUUCUCAAAGUGUUAGACGAAACAAAGCAGACGUGUUCUCUGAAGAACAAGGGCAAGUUUGAAAUCAACUUCAACUUCGCUUUUGAGGCUACAGAUGGCUCGCCAGCAGAUGUAGAAAAGCUGUUCACAGUGAUACCAAACAGGGGUCCCUUGUUACCCACAGACCGCCCAACCCAAGUGCAGGUCAUCUUCAGGUCCAAGAGCGAGAUAACAAUUAAGGAUCAGCCAAUACUGAAGUGUCAGAUCGUAGAGCCUCACCUUAGUGAAGGCGGGGAAGUAAUCGCCAGCAUUCCCAUCAAAAUCAGCGUGCGCUCCGUGUACAGUAAAUACGCGGUCUCACCGGUCAGCGACAUCAACUUUGGUGCCAUGCUCAUCAACACCAAGAAAACCCGGGUGUUCACAAUAGAGAACAAGGGGGAGUUUGACUUUCGGUACUCAGUCCUCAAGAUGAUCAACACGGUCUCACAGGGACGCCAGAGACUGGGACCGCCUGCGAAAAGAGCCAAGUCACGUGAUGGGUCUAGUUCUGGGAGAUCGCAACAGGAUAAACCGGCUAAACCGAAGAGAGCGGAUUCAGUUAGAGGAGCCGAAUUAACCACUGGCGCACCAAACAUUCGUCUUCAGCUUGGUAUGUUCACAGUUUACCCAGCUGUUGGGAGCGUGCAGGCAGGAAGUUCCGUACAGGUUACUGUAGAUAUGAUCGCCGAAAAUCCAGGAUUCUCCGAGGAGGAUAUAGCCAUUGACAUCUCGGACCGUCCACCAUCCGACCACCCACAGGGAAUCCCCUACAAACUGAUCGGAGAAGCGUGCAUCCCGGGAAUCAACACCAUCGCAGACGACACCGUCGGUUCGAUAUUCGAAGAACACUUGAUCGUCAAACAGCUGAACCUGUUCCAGUACUUGACGCACGACCUGGCGAGUGGCGCUGGGGUUUAUGGAGAGGACGAGAACAAGUUUUUAUUUUAUAACACGAUUGUUGGACGGAAAGCCAGAGCCAGGUUUAGAAUCAGUAACCCAAACAAGGUACCAUGCGACUUGGUUCUAUCCGUGAAACCGCAGUCUAUGAAACCAUCUGCUCGCUGGCACGAUGUUUACGAGAUUGAGCCUCAGCGUGCGUCGAUUCCAGCGCACAGCUAUGUGUACGCCUCCGUGACCUUCACUCCUCCAUCCAUGCAAACCUACAACGCUACGCUGGAAGCUGCUGUGGAUGGAAUGCCCAGCGCCAUGUCGAAGUACCGCAACCUAACGUUUGACAUCCAGGGCGAAGGAAACCUCCCCAGAAUAUCCGUGAUCCGCCCCACUGUGCGCAACAAGAAAGGCGCCCCUGUCUUGCUGUUCCGGCGACUCUUAUUGGGACGCACUCAAGUUCUGCCACUCUCGCUCAAAAACGAAGGCACAUUGAUGUCCCGAGUGAAUUUCGAUUUGAAAGAUCCAGAAGGUGUUUACAACAUUUCAUGCGUCGAGGGCACGAAGACUCUGAUGCCGCUGGACGAGGGCGAUGAUGACGCUGAUCCAAAGUCGCGUGUUCACACGCUGUCUCUGGUAGUCCCCAUGGGGAAGACAGCAGAUUUUGCUAUUGAGUUUAGCCCCUCUCUAGUGGGGCGUUUGGCAGGCGAGAUCAGGCUGACAGUGGUUGAUAAUCCUUACGAGGAAAGUACUGUUCAGCUGAUAGGAGAAGGAUAUGAAGAUGAAGUGACUAUAGAUAACAUAAGGUCCUUUGUAAACACUGAAGAGAUGGCUGCCGCAGAUGCGGAGAUCGACGAUAACACUCCAGCAUCAAGAGAAAACCACGUCAAAUUUGGCGACUGUGCAGUGGGUGUGUCCAAACAGCUGUCAUUCACUCUGACAAACCAUUCCUCCUCGGAUCCAGUCCGUUUCACGUGGUCUCCGCCGCCCGAGAUCUCGUUCUCUCCGUGCACUGGUCACCUACAGCCAAACUGCGCCAAAGAUGUGACAGUGACCUUCUGUUCCAAGGGGCCCAAGACUUAUUCAGCAUUCAACGUACCUUGUAAAGUCACCAAAAUCAAGCUAGGAGAAGCACAAGACAAGGCGGUAGACUGGGACGACCGCAUGCGUACUGUAAAGUGGGUAGACGUGACACCCGAGGAGGACCCUUCAACUGGCACGAGAAAGGCCCCUCGACCGGCUAAGAAGAAGAUUAUUGAGGUGGAAAAUGAACCUCCCUACACGCCCCUGGAAAACAGCACCAAGGACGUGGAACUGCUUCUCAGCGCUGUGUGUGACUUUGCAAAGUACCGCUGCAAAAUAGAGAACAUUCACUUCAAAGAUACAGUAAUGUUUCAGUCACGAGUGUAUAGUUUUACAUUGUCUAACAAAGGCGAUGUUCAACUCGAUUACCAGUGGCACUUUAGUCCAUUUGAGAAACCAAAGACAGUCAGUUUGGGUGAACCGCUGGAAGUACGACCCGACAGACCCCCAAGCUCUGCGGGACAAUCCAGCCGGCACACGGGUCGUCCCUCUACCUCAGCGGGGGAGUCCUCAGUACAGCCCCAAACACGUGUACCAGUGAUGAGCCAACGUCCUGGGUCCUCUAUGGGUGGAAGGCCCCCAAGUGCCCUGGCUCUUGCGUACGAGGCAGGUAGUGUAGUGAGUGAAGGAAGUGACGUUUUUCCUUUCGUGGUCGAGCCGGAGAGUGGAAGCAUCCCUGCAGGAAAGAAGGGUAGCUUUGUCGUGAAGUUUUCACCGCUAGAUGUCUCAGAGUAUGAAGCUGUGCUGAACUUCAGUGCUACCAACCUCCCGCCAGACACAGUCGGCUUUUCCAUUCCAGUUCGAGGGCGCAGUCUUCUUCCCUACUGUCACUUUGAGCUGGAGGAGUCAGAUUACGUAUCCGGUGGGAGACGAAACCCCGAGCUGAAAGGUCCGGGCGGGGCGCCCCCGGGCUCUACCCUGGAUCCAAGUACCAAGGUCAUUGAAUUCAAAUCGUGCGGAGUCAAGGUCAAGAAUAUCAAGCGAUUUAGUGUGAUCAACCCCACGAACACCAACUACAGUUUUGUGUGGACCAAUGAGGACACGCUGGACGGUGCUCCUCCAGAAACAGUCAACUUCCGGUGCCUGACUCCUGAGGGGAGUAUACUGAGUGGCAAGAAGCAUGAGAUGGUGUUUGAGUACGUGUCUGACUCGCUCGACUUGGUGGAGUCGUUCUGGCGGUUCUUUGUGCCUGAAUAUAACAUCUCCAUUCCCUUUGUUAUGGUUGGACACACGUUUGAGCCCGCGCUCUCCUUUGACAGAUCUCAUAUCAACUUCAGAGAGAUGUUGCUGGGUCACCCUGCAAAGGAAACUGUACAACUGGUGAAUGAAGAGAACAUUCCAUUCACUUUUUCAUUCAGUGAAUCGUCUUGUCACACAGAAGGAUAUGCCUCUAGUCUGACUGUUGAACCAAUGUCUGGUACUAUUCAGCCGAAGGCCAGACUGCCAAUCGAGAUCUCCUUUACAGCAACAGAACAGAAAGAGGUGAACUUCAACGUUCUUUGCCACGUGAAAAAGAAGACGUCUCCCCUGACCUUGAACGUGAAAGCAGAAGGGUACGCCAUGAACGCUCAGCUGAUCUGUGAAGACUCUCAGGGUACCAAGGUAGAGCUGACGUCCAAAGGCACCAACAGGAUCAACCUUGGAAUGGUUGAGAUCAACGAGAAAGCCACACGGCAGCUGUUUGUCAUUAACUCAGGAAGGUUCAACUUCGACUUCUCUUGGGAGAUUCAUAAUCGAACCAAGCUCAAGGGGCUCCGGGUCGCCGAUGGGGAGAAGUUAGUGUCGGUGACCCCGGAGAGCGGUACGGUACCGUGCAGUACCCGUAAGAGGUGCCAGUUAUCUUUCUGUCCCCCCGGAAGACUCUCUUUGGCAGGAUGUGAUCUGCUGUUAAAGGUCACCAACGGUCCCACGUUCACCAUCAAUCUGACUGGUACGGGUGUGCAGCCAGGACUGAACUUCUCUUUCGUAAGGCACGACUUUGGUCCGUGUUUCCUGUACCGUGCCGGAAUGCCUCUCAAACGAACCACACUCAUCAUCAAGAACGAGGAUACUAAGGACAUUAGUAUCGAGAGUCAAUAUGAGAAUUGUGCACACCUGGAGGUACAUUGUCAGCCCGGAGUCCUGAUUCCUAACCAGGCCAUGCAGGUGGAUAUCGUGUUUUAUCCCCGGGAGGCCAGGAGAUACCACGAGACAAUCCCAUUUGAGAUCAACGGUCUGUCCACCAUGAAUGUAGAGAUAUUUGGCGAGGGCACUGACAUGAAGGUGGAAGUGGCCAAUCCUUCGGACAGGAAGGUGAACUUUGGCGCCUUGCGUGUCGGUCAAACGAACCAGCGGAAUCUGAAGCUAGUGAACCGCAGUCCUGCACCAAUCACGUUCACUCUAGCUAUCACGCCAGCUGUGGUGGCAUUACAGCAGGCCAAUAUUCUCACUAUCAACCCGUCCACGGAGAUCACGCUUAGGGCCAAUGGUGGAUCAUGUGGUGUAGAACUGACGUUCAAACCCAAGACACGCAUACCUCAUUUCACUGAGGAGGUGAUGCUGGAGUGUGCUGGUAUGUCUCAGCCCAUCUUUGUGGUAACAGGUUCAUGUCAAGGAAUAGAAAUUUCUUUGGACAGUGACUCGGUACCUUUCGGCGCGGUGGUGCUCGGUAGUCGAAGCACAAGGAAACUAAUCAUGCACAAUACUGGAGACAUAGGAGCAGCCUUCAAUUGGAAUAUAGAUAAGUUUCAACCCGACUUCUCCAUCUCACCAGCUAAAGGUUAUAUUUCACCCGGCAUGGAGGUGUCAUUUGAGAUCCUUUUUCAUCCGACAGUGGUUAAUCACGAUAUGAGAUACGAGAAUCUGCGUUGCGCCAUCGAGGGAAGCAAACCUCUGAAACUGGUUCUGACGGGUAGCUGCAUUCCACAAACGCCCCUCAAAGAGGUUCUUCACUUUGCAACUCAUGUUCGUACACGCGACACGCGAAACCUUGUUAUCCAUAACCGGACGAACCAGUUGUGGAUGUUACGUCCCGUGAUAGACGGUGAAUACUGGUCUGGUCCUGACACAAUCACUGUAGAGCCACAGCAGAGUAAGAACUACGAGUUAACGUACAGACCACUUACCAUGACCCAGGAGGGAAAGAAACACAUGGGCUCUGUAUUUUUCGCCCUGCCGGAUGGUAACGGCCUCCUGUACAACGUGACAGGAAACGCAGAAGGUCCUAAGCCUAUUAACAACCUACAGAGGGAAGUGCCUUGUAAGACUCCUUACACUGAAAUGCUGACUGUCACGAACUGGUUGAGACGUCCCCAGAGAUUCCGUGUUAUUAUAGAGAUGCUAAAGCCUGAUAAACCAGACAGUGCGACAACGCUAAAGGGACUGGACUAUAUUGAUGUCCCGGGGCUUUCCAAGCGGGAGUACAGGCUGAACUUCUUUGCUCAUAAAGAGGGAACUUUCAGUGCCAAGAUAUGCGUAAGCCUGAUAAACCAGAUAAUGCCGGCUACAAUGCUAAAGCUAAAAAAGGGGCUGGACUAUAUUGAUGUUCCGGGGCUUUCUAAGCGGGAGUACAGGCUGAACUUCUUUGCUCAUAAAGAGGGAACUUUCAGUGCCAAGCAUGUUCCCUUGUGGCUAAACAGAAAAAAAUGUGUUUUGGCGAAGCCUCCUCGUUUGUCUAGGUCCUUACUACCAGAAGGUUAUUGCAAAUUCGGCCACUCGUGCCUAAUGUCCGCAUUUAACUUGCAGCUGAUUUUCCGUAACGAACAGAGCGGAGAAUAUCUGUUUUAUUACGUGACAUUCAAGGCAGUUCCUCCUGGAGUGAUGGCAACCAUUGAUCUGUCCACGCCCAUACGAAAGAGCACCUCACAUGUGGUCACGUUACACAAUCCCCUUAGUACCCCUGUUACAUUCAACUCUCAAUGCUCUGUUGCUGAUAUCCAGCUGCCACCAAGUUUCACUGUUCCGCCCUUUUCAGACGUCAGUACCAAGUCCAUUACACGUGCAAAGGGCCUAUUCUCGUCUUUUUAUCCUCAUUUGCAGGGUUCGUGUAUGUUUGAAUACCUGCCUCUAAAGGCUGGUGAACUGACUGGCCGACUGUCCUUCAGCAGUUCAGAAUUGGGUGUUUAUCAGUACGAUCUCAACCUGACCGCUACGCCUGCUGGCACGGAGGCCCCAGUCCACUUUCGCGCAGGCCUUGGGACUAGUCAAAGCCAGACGUGUCGGUUUGUGAACUUUGCCAAGUCUAAAGUCGAGUACAGCUGCAAGGUGGAUAACACGGACUUCCACGUUGAAAAGAACAUCACCGCAGCCUCGGCGUCAAGUGGAGGAUACAUGCUGUGCACCAUUUUUUACUUUCGCGCACGCGUGCAUCAAUGUUUGCAUUGA